Saccostrea echinata is the source of this 937-nucleotide messenger RNA. RefSeq names its product transcription factor 23-like. Gene Ontology annotation, molecular function: protein dimerization activity; RNA polymerase II transcription regulatory region sequence-specific DNA binding; DNA-binding transcription factor activity, RNA polymerase II-specific. The coding region runs from base 377 to 913 and encodes 178 amino acids. NCBI's taxonomy places the organism in Eukaryota, Metazoa, Mollusca, Bivalvia, Ostreida, Ostreidae. The transcript has 2 exons. Gene Ontology annotation, biological process: regulation of transcription by RNA polymerase II; developmental process. The record is from RefSeq and is a predicted model, not a curated record.
CCCACAAAUUUCUAUUGACAUUGUCUGAUUUAUGCUUAUGAUGGUCAUCAUUUGAUCAUAUACUGGGUCCUUAUUGCACUGACUCGUUUUUACUAUGAUUGAAACGCAACCAUCUUGUCUAGUAAAACCGCUUGAUCGAUUAAUGUCGCGUGCUGUUAGUGUCACUUUUGACCAAUCAGAACAGCGUAUUCUGCUUAAAUUUUCUGGCCUUUCACACGACCUGUCGUAAGAUAAACUUGUGAAUAUAUAAAUGAAAGUAGUUAGAAAUUGACACUCCAGAUGGUAUAGCUUCAUAUGCAUUUAUGAUAAUGAAAUAUCAACAGAGAAAAGUCUUUUGACUGGAUUCUCUUUCAAUUAUUCAAAUGACAUUGUCAAAAUGUGCGAAUCCAAAAAUGCAAUGAUGCAUCAAUAUAGUGCUGAAAAUUAUUAUUCCUUUGCGACAGAGAACAGUCAUUUUGGACCAGAGCGCGGAUAUCGCAAAAUUCGUCCCAUCAUUGCUGGAAAUGCAGCUCGUGAAAGGUCCCGGGUGAAGACUCUGCGCAGCGCAUUUCUGGAGCUACAGAGAACACUUCCAGCAGUUCCACCCGAUACUAAGCUCUCCAAGUUAGACGUUUUGGUGUUAGCAACCACAUACAUAGCCCAUUUGAUGCGGACUCUGAAUGAAGGGCUCGAUGACAAUCAGUUGUUUGCCGCCAAUGGUAUCAUGCAUCCCGUAAAGAAAUGGCCAAUGCGGUCUCGUCUUUAUGCCGGAAUUCUGACAAGUGCCUUUCCUGUUCUACCUGCUCCCACUUCACAAAAAGUCCCCUCCCAGUCCCACCCUUCAAACCCCGUCGGACUGCAGACAUCUACCCCUCCCUGGGAAUCGCCCCAAGGAUCGAAAUCGCCUUAUUCUGUUUAUCAGUCCUCCGUGUGAUUUUGUCAUUUUUUACACCGUAUA